Messenger RNA from Neocloeon triangulifer, 819 nucleotides. RefSeq names its product crustacyanin-A2 subunit-like. Bases 72 to 722 code for a protein of 216 amino acids. Gene Ontology annotation, molecular function: pigment binding. The transcript is spliced from 6 exons. The record is from RefSeq and is a predicted model, not a curated record. Lineage: Eukaryota; Metazoa; Arthropoda; Insecta; Ephemeroptera; Baetidae.
CAGCCUUAGAAACAGUAUGCGUUUUGGUGGUACGCAUAAAAGUCAUUGCAAGGUUAAGUGUAUUUCGUACAAUGUAUAAAAGGGGUGAAUUCAGCAGAUUUAGGUUUAUAUGCCAGCCAACUGAGCGCCGAAGAGCAUCCAACCGCACUACUGCAAAAAUGUCCAUCUCAGCCUCUUUGACUGUUUUUGUGAUUUUUAUUGUGGUCGUUUCUGGCCAAAAUAAGGCUAUCACCACCCCUGGCGAUUGUCCCAGCGUCACGGUCCAGCAGAACUUUGACUUGCAGAGGUUCAGUGGUCGUUGGUACCAGUACUCUUCGUACAGCCCUGUCGAGAUUGGCAAGUGCGACUAUCACGAAUAUACUGACAAUGGCAAUGGCACUCUUGGAUUCAGCGAAUUUACCUUUUUGCCUCAGAGAAAUAAGGAUGUGACCGUUUAUGGCCUUAUCUAUCCCGCCACUGACGCAGGUGAUGGAAAGCUCUUGAUUACUUAUUUCCAGUAUGGCAACGUGCCCAGGACCUACUACGUUUUGGGAACCGACUACGAUAACUUUGCCAUUAUUUGGUCUUGCAGGAAAGACGGUUCAAACGCUCGUCAGACCUCCUGGAUCAUUACCCGCAAGCGCGUGCCCUCUACAGCUGAGUUGUCAUCUGCCAACUCUGUCGUUGACCAGAGCGGCAUCCCUAAGGAUUAUAUUCUCACUGACCAGUCUGAAUGCGACUAAUAAAUUUUUGUAAAAUGUAUUUGGUUUUCCACUUAAAAAAUCCCACACAAUUCAAAUUUUUGUUUUAUAAAAGAAUAAAUUCACGUAAUAAUUUGGA